This is a messenger RNA of Zalophus californianus (California sea lion), 3146 nucleotides long. RefSeq names its product C-C motif chemokine ligand 27 (gene CCL27). The transcript has 3 exons. Gene Ontology annotation, cellular component: extracellular region. Gene Ontology annotation, molecular function: chemokine activity. The record is from RefSeq and is a predicted model, not a curated record. The coding region runs from base 2762 to 3112 and encodes 116 amino acids. Gene Ontology annotation, biological process: immune response; positive regulation of T cell chemotaxis. Lineage: Eukaryota; Metazoa; Chordata; Mammalia; Carnivora; Otariidae.
UCUACACGCCUGCUUUUCGUUACUGACAGGGCCUCCCUCCUUGAUAGGGUGCCCUUCCAUAUCCAGGCCCCCGUUAUUACUAAGGAUCCCUCAUCAGUGUCAGGCCUCCCAUUACUGUCAUUGACUGCCCUCCGCCACCUAACCCCCCCCCCCCGCCCCCACUUCGCUGUAAAUAGCCUAUAUGACGGGAACUAAGUAGCCCUGUCCCGGUCUUCCUCCCAGCCUGUCUCCACAUUGAUGUGUUCCACCUUCCUCCUAGACAGGACUUUGCCAGGUGUCUGGAGAAUCUUCUUCUGAGAGUGAAUCUAAACUAUUGUAAGCCCAGAGUUGUAGGAAGUAGGCUGUGAGAGGAGGGGAAGAUUCCUAGAGGCUGACUCCCGCAGCCUGCCACAGUGGAGUGACUUGGGACUGUUGGAGGUCUUUCCUACAAUUAAUGCCACAACUUCUGGCUCCCCCAGUCUUUUCUCAGGUUUAAAGAUACUUGGCAUCAGCUUACCUAGCAGUUCUUGCUCUGUCCCUAGGAGAACCCAAAGGCCACGGCUCCCUGCCACCCCUGUCUUGUUCCCCUAGUUGACCUGAAACCCUCUAGCUCCUGAAGUACCGAGGGUGAGGGACUCCUAGUGGGCCUGCUUUCAGUAAAGGACUAGGCCCGGCACCAGAAAAGUUAUCCGAAGAUUAAGUUAACGAGACAACCCAAUUUAUGGGUUGGGGCAAAGCUAACUUUCAGCCUGGGGCUGCCCCCGCCACAGCAGAUUGUGGCUGGGGAGAAGACUUGGCCCUAUCUUUGGAAUAGCCAAAGGGGAGAGAUGGGUGCGUACCUGGAAGAAUUCGUUUCUUGCCUUUCCAGGUAUCUAGACCAGUUGGUCCAGGAAAAAACACAAAGUAUGUGGCAGACAACCAGCUGAUGGAGAUCUGUGAUAAGUAAAUGGCACCCCAAGAGCUGCACCCAAGCUCUGGGGCACAAGUCCAAACUGGAGGGUGGGAGAGAGACCCAAGGCCUCUGGUACUAGCAGUUCAAGAUGGGUGACCUCUGGGUUGUGGCCACCUUCAAGAAAGGACCCAGGCUCCUGAGCCAUUUCCUCAGAAUGUCUACAUCAAGAACCCUGUCAAAAGUGGAGUGCCCUGUGCAGCCCUGGGCCUACACCUCACCAGGACACUGUCAGAAUUCCUGAGUAUUCACAAGACAAACUCCAGGAAGGGGCCUUCAAGCCUCACCCUGGACAGGAAGGAGGAGAAGCUUGAGUUUUUCAGCAUGGGAGGGGGACGAGUUCUUACUCUUGGAACUGAUGGUCCCUCCUGAUUGUUUCAGCAGCCCUGCAGCAGAAAGGUGCCCAGGACAGGUUUGAGUCCCUAUCCCAAGAGAAGGCCUGCUCCUUAGAGAAUAGCUGGCCACAGAGCAGAAGGCUGCAGAAGGCACUCUUACAAGAACCAGAUAAGGUCUGGAUUACUGGGUAAUGACUCAGUUUAUGUUUCAAAUACAGAGCAAGACUUGAGGAUUGAAAUCCCCAGACCAGGAGUGGGAAGUUCUUCAAGGUGCCAGAGGCACUAAACUUAGCGGCUUGCCCCCACCAUAGGCAGUCCCCAGCUUCCUGGAAAGGACAAGAGGAGGAGGAGGAGUUUUGCUUUAGGGGUAAGGGGAGAAGGGAGUGGGGGCUGGGAAUGGGAUUCGGAGACAAGAGACAGGAAGGAGAGGAGAGGUUGGGGCUUUAGCAAGAGGAUGGGAUGCAGAAUGUAUAAGGGUUGGGUGGGGGGUGGGGGGGUAUUACCGGACCUGGGUGGGCAACAGGGAAAGGCUGGAAUUUGAACAAAAGAGAGGUAAUUGAGCUCUUGAGUCUGAUGUCUCAAUAAGCCAGGAUUGAUUCUGGAAGCCCCAGGCCCCUGCUGGCAAGAGGCUGGCAUUUCAGGGACAGGACCAGGCAAAAACAGGAAGGUAAGAUUUCUUGGGUCUUUUUCCUGUUUGACAGCAGCAACCUGGCACCAAAGAACUUUAUCUUCUUUCAUCUUCCCACCUUAUCCACCCCAUCCUUCCUCCCUGUCUCAUCUCCCUGGGGAAAGCAGCCCCCACCUCAGCAUCCCAGAGGUACCCCAAUAGCACCCAGCUUCUCACUCUGGUUGUGACUGUCCCAGCCAAGACUCAUCAUCAGCCAGAAGAGCUUGCUUUAGGGGUCCAUACCCAUCAGUUUUUCCUGAUAAGACAGGCAGGCUAGGGCAGGAAGUAAGGGAGGAGAGGAUGAAGGCAAGUUGGUACUGGCCUUCCCUCUGCUCCCACCCCACCCACAAUUCCCCUAUCAGAAUUUGUGUGUGCCAAUAUGAUUGUGUGAUUGAAUGAUUGUGAAGACACAACUAUGUGGGAGUGGGACUUUGACUACAACUGGGGCUAUGUGAUUCUGUCUUUGGUUGUCUGACUGUGUAAAGUUGACUGAGUGGUUGAGUGUGACUGAAUGUGAUUGUGGGUAUGUGAGUGUGAAUGUCCAUCAUUGGAUGCCACUGUGGAUACUUAGGUGCCCUUACUCAGUCACUGUACCAUCAGUCGUCACAUCAUGCACUACCCCUCUCUCCAGCUUCUCUGUCCAGGGCUUAGAAGCCAUGGGAAAUGGCAGCCCUAGAAGAGGAAGGGGUCUGUGGCAAUUAGGGCCCAGGAAUGUCACAGGAUGAGCAAUACAUCUUCACCUGCCUCUGACUCACCUGGUGCCCCAGGUAAAAGGCACCCAGAUAAAAGGUAGGGGAGGAGGAGGAAAGAGAAGUAUCCAGGCUGAGCAGCAUGAAGGGGCCCUCAUCCACAAGCAGCCUCCUGCUGCUACUGUUGCUGCUGAGCCCAGACCCUGGAGCAGCCCUGCCACUGCCAACCAGCAUUACCUGCUGUACUCAGCUCUACCGCCAGCCACUCUCGAACAAGCUACUGAGAAGGGUCAUCCGGGUGGAAGUGCAGGAAGCUGAUGGGGACUGUCACCUCCAGGCCUUCGUGCUUCACCUGUCUCGACGCAGUGUCUGCAUCCACCCUCAGAACCGCAGCCUAGCUCGGUGGUUUGAGCGCCAAGGGAGGAGACUCCAGGGGACUCUGCCUAACCUGAAUUUGGGGCUGACAGGGAAAAUGGACCAGGGCCCCCAGUAGCCGAAACAAUAAAGCAGCAUUGGACAACAGUCUC